This is a messenger RNA of Exophiala spinifera, 1092 nucleotides long. RefSeq lists its product as uncharacterized. Gene Ontology annotation, molecular function: 2-oxoglutarate-dependent dioxygenase activity. Bases 1 to 1092 code for a protein of 363 amino acids. The record is from RefSeq and is a predicted model, not a curated record. Gene Ontology annotation, cellular component: cytoplasm. The transcript is spliced from 5 exons. Lineage: Eukaryota; Fungi; Ascomycota; Eurotiomycetes; Chaetothyriales; Herpotrichiellaceae.
AUGAUUGCACCCCUGGGGGAACUCAAGGCCCAGUCAAAAGAGCCACUGUAUCCAAAAUACCUGCCACACUAUGAUCCUCUGGAGAAGGUGGAAGAGGUCGGUCCCUUUGAGCACGUUGACCCUGGUCACCGUGCCGACCCGAAAAUGCCAAAUUUGUUGCAGAACGCGACCAGUAUUACCGAACUGAGUCCGCAUUGUGGCACCGAAUUACUGGGCGUCCAACUGACCGAGCUGACCACCGAGGGCCUGGACGAACUGGCGCUCCUGACGGCUCAACGAGGGUGCGUCGUAUUCCGGGACCAGACCUAUACGGAUGCCGGUUUCGGGGAGCAAGCGAAGAUCGCCUCACACUUCGGGCCCUUGCACAAACACGGGUGGAUGCCACAUCCCCAGGAUGGACCGGUGGAAUUUGUGAUCGUCUAUGAUUCCAAAGACGAUCUACGGAUCCGGAAAUCAUGGGCCAGGAAGAGCCCGAUUCAGUUCCACGUUGACCAGUCUCCAGAGCGUCAACCUCCUGGUCUUACAUUCUUCUGCAUGUUAGAGUCGCCAGAUGGUAGCGGAGGAGAUACAAUCAUUUCCAACACGGGAAGAGCAUUUGAGCGACUCUCGCCUUCGUUCCGAAAGCGACUGGAAGGUCUCAUGGCUGUGCAUACGACUGCAAACCCUAUAAUGCGAGAAAUCCGCGACAACGGAAACAACUCUGUCUUAAGACGACCGAUCACUCGUAGUAUCCAUCCUGUCGUCACCAUCCAUCCCGUUACCAAACAAAAGGGACUCUUCGUCAAUUCAUCCUAUACGCAAAGUAUUGUCGGAUGGGAUGAGGAGGAAUCAGAUUACAUGCUCAAGUUCCUUUUCGAUCAUAUCAAUCGUGGUCAAGACUUCUCCUGCAGAGUGAGAUAUGAGCCUGGAACCGUUGUGGUUUGGGAUCAGCGAAUUACUCAACAUUCUCAAACGCUGGAUUAUGCUGCUGGUGAUCGUCGCCACGCUUUUAGAUUGACUCCAUUGGCAAAUGUUCCAAUCCCGAGCAAAAUCGAAGAGGAUGAUGGUGAAUGCCAAAAGGACGAGGCACGAGUAAUGCUCAAUCUUUGCUAG